Messenger RNA from Gasterosteus aculeatus aculeatus (three-spined stickleback), 2611 nucleotides. RefSeq names its product guanine nucleotide binding protein (G protein), alpha inhibiting activity polypeptide 1 (gene gnai1). Gene Ontology annotation, molecular function: GTPase activity; GTP binding; G protein-coupled serotonin receptor binding. Gene Ontology annotation, cellular component: heterotrimeric G-protein complex; cytoplasm. The record is from RefSeq and is a predicted model, not a curated record. Lineage: Eukaryota; Metazoa; Chordata; Actinopteri; Perciformes; Gasterosteidae. Gene Ontology annotation, biological process: adenylate cyclase-modulating G protein-coupled receptor signaling pathway.
GCUCAGUCCGCGCUGAACUCACACUACGAGCAGAGCGAAUGGAGGAGGCGGCAUCGCCCGUGAAUCGCUCCGCUACAAAAAGCCCUUCCCCUCGGACGCCAGCAGGAUUUUAACCCGACACACGAACACCGCAGCGGGCCGAAGAGACGCCGCCGCCGCGACGGUUGGGCGUUUAUUUUUGUUUGUUUGUUUUUCUUCUUGAAAAGUCAAAAGCAGAUCCGUUGCCUGUCAUUCAGAGAAAAAAAAGAAAACGAAAAAAGGGCGUGUGCGCGGGGCGAAGGCGGUUGGGACCAUUUAAUGUUAAUGUGGGUGUACGUAGUAUUUUAGAUUUAUUCUUUCCCACACCAUCUGGGGCUCCGAAGGACGACACACACACACACGCACACGCACGAGGAUGGGAUGCACGCUGAGCACCGAGGACAAGGCGGCGGUGGAGCGCAGCAAGAUGAUCGACCGGAACCUGCGGGACGACGGGGAGAAGGCGGCCCGGGAGGUCAAGCUGCUGCUGCUCGGAGCUGGUGAAUCGGGGAAAAGUACAAUCGUCAAGCAGAUGAAGAUCAUCCACGAGGCCGGCUACUCAGAAGAGGAAUGCAAGCAGUACAAGGCUGUGGUCUACAGCAACACUAUCCAAUCCAUCAUCGCCAUCAUUAGAGCCAUGGGGCGCCUCAAGAUCGACUUUGCAGACGCCGCCAGAGCGGACGACGCGCGGCAGCUGUUUGUGCUGGCCGGCUCGGCGGAGGAAGGCUUCAUGACGGGAGAGCUGGCCGGUGUCAUCAAGCGACUGUGGAGGGACGGAGGCGUCCAGGCCUGCUUCGGCCGCUCCCGCGAGUAUCAGCUCAACGACUCGGCGGCCUACUACUUGAACGAUUUGGACAGGAUAUCCCAGGCCACCUACAUCCCGACCCAGCAGGACGUCCUGAGGACUCGAGUCAAAACCACAGGCAUCGUGGAGACCCACUUCACAUUCAAGGACCUGCACUUCAAAAUGUUUGACGUCGGCGGUCAGCGGUCCGAGAGGAAGAAGUGGAUCCACUGCUUCGAGGGCGUGACCGCCAUCAUCUUCUGCGUGGCCCUCAGCGACUACGACCUGGUGCUGGCCGAGGACGAGGAGAUGAACCGGAUGCACGAGAGCAUGAAGCUGUUUGACAGCAUCUGCAACAACAAGUGGUUCACGGACACCUCCAUCAUCCUCUUCCUCAACAAGAAGGACCUGUUUGAGGAGAAGAUCAAGAGGAGCCCUCUGACCAUCUGCUACCCGGAAUACGCUGGCUCCAACACGUACGAGGAGGCCGCCGCCUACAUCCAGUGUCAGUUUGAGGACCUGAACAAGAGGAAGGACACCAAGGAGAUCUACACCCACUUCACCUGCGCCACCGACACCAAGAAUGUGCAGUUUGUCUUCGACGCCGUCACCGACGUCAUCAUCAAGAACAACCUGAAGGACUGCGGCCUCUUCUGAGGAGAGCGGCGGGGAGGAUGACCUUUUUUCUCCUCUUUUUUUCUCUCGGCGGUGGAGCCCGUUUCCUUGUGCAUCUUUGGUGAAGAAGACGAGUCUGGAGGAUCAGUCAGCGCUGUACUAUAUGCCACUUUUAACAGCUUUAUUUAUGUUUUUGUCUUGGGGUGUUUCGAGCUAGCGUAGCGCCAUUCGUGUAAGAUGUUUGUGUCACCACAAAAGAAUUCCCCCACACUUUUCAAAAAAAUUCUAAUUUCAAUGUAGUUUAUUUUUGUAUUGGAUUUUUCGAGGAGGAGGAGGAAUUGCUGUUUUUUUGCUGUUCCUCCUGCGUUGGAAACGUUGUCGUUGGUGGAAAACGCUUCUUUUCUUCCUUCUAUUCAAAAGGCAAGAAGAGGGGUAAAAACUUUUGAGUGCGUCGGUACUUGUGCCUUCGCGUGCUUUCUACUGCGGCCGUGGUCCCAGCGCUCCUUCCGCUGCCUGCUGAAUCGUUCCGAACAUAAAGAGGUGAACUGUUCUCACGUGUUAGUGUCCCUGCUAUGUACAUGCGCGGUUUUCAUGCAUCAACAUGUAGCCUCCACAGUCCUUUACCCCCCCCCCCCCUCGAUUACCCCGUACGAUACUGAGCUGCAUAUUGUUACAUUUGCCCUGAAGAUCGGGGGUUCUGGUUUUUAAACUUCACAAAAUAUCCAUUCUUCUUUCUGAAGAUGGUCGGGUCGGGUUAAGAGCUCGUAAAACACUCGCGGGUUUUGGGUCAAAAGGUCACGGUGGGCAAAUUUUAAUGCAUAUUUUAAUGUAUUUGGAGGAGAGCUUUAGGUGUUAAAGAGAGAAAAAAAAAAAACGAAACUAGCGACGAGAUUGUUGCGAGGACGAGGUCGGAAAUGUUUUUUUGUUUUUUUUUAGAGAGUGGAGGCGCCGCUCGACCGUCCGCGAAGCCUUUUUUCAAUCCGCUGAUGGAAACCGAGCGGGUCGAGGGGUCCUGGUCUGUGAUUUUUAGAUCAGGGCUACUUUGCCAAGAGGAGUGACAAACAUGGUCCUGGAUCUGUUCAUGUAAAGAAACUGCCACAAUUGUCUGUGUGUGUGUGUGUAUGUUCUCUGCGGAUGGAGAACCUUUGUAGAUUCAUCUCCCUUAUUUUGCUAAUAAAAACCAUUUCCAAAGCA